UUAUUAUAUGCCGGGAGCCAGUACGAUAAAUCGAUAAUACAAAUAAUUAAUGAUAAUUAAAAAUCGUACAAUAUUUGGUGAAUAACUUCAUUUAUUAUACGGAAUAAGAAGUUCGGUAUUACAAAAAUUGUACAAUAAUGUAUAAUAAUGAGUAAAUAUGGGUCACGUGUCGUGCCGGGCCGUGCUCGGCCGUGCCACGUGCCGUGCCGACGGGUCGUGCCGGCGUGCUAGCCCACGUUCCAACCACCUUGCCGCCCGUCGUGCCGUGUGCCGUGCCAAAACUGGGUUUUUUGUUCACGACACGACCCACGGCCCACAGGUGGGUCGCCAUGUCGUGCCGCGCCGGUGGUGGUACCAUGCCGGCAUCAUGCCGGGCCCGUGCCGCCCGCGUGCAGGCACGACCCGUGCCCACCUUUAAGUGGGAUACAAUAGAUUAUGUCAUUGAUUUCACAAAUCCUAUCUAUGACAUGUUUAGAUAUUGUGACACCGAUAAACCAUGUCUCCACUUAGUAUAUGAGAUGUGGGAUUCUAUGAUUGAGAAGGUGAAGAUUACAAUUUUCAAGUAUGACGAGUUACCACGUACGGGUACUAGUAAGUUUUUUUGAUGUGGUAUAUGAAAUCUUAUUUGCUCGGUGGACAAAGAGCAACACUCCUCUUCACUGUCUAGCCCACUCUUUGAUUCCAAGAUUUUACAGCGAUGAAUGGCUAGUUAAGGAUUCUUCUAGAGUUGCUCCUCAUAGUGAUGGCGAAAUAUCUCGUGAAAGAAUGAGGUGCUUUCGUAGGUUAUUUCCUCUCGGUGAUGAUAUUAGCAAAGCAAUGGAUGAAUACGCACUAUUUUCUAUGAAAAUUGGGCCUUUUGAGGAUCUAACCAUUAUGUCAAAGAUGGCCACUAUGGAACCUAAGAGUUGGUGGGCAAAUUUUGGUGCAGAAACUCCUCUCCUUCAAACUUUAGCUUUUAAGUUACUUGGGCAGUCCUCUUCUUGUUGUGAGCGGAAUUGGAGUACAUACAACUUCAUUCACUCACUUUGAAGGAACAAAUUAAAUCCUAGUCGUGCAUGAGAUUUGGUUUACAUUCACUACAAUCUUCGUCUUAUAUCAAGGAAUAGUGCACAAUAUGAGGAAGAGUUUGCGGACCUCUCUCUUGAUGAGCCGGAUCAGGAAAGAAAUUUGAUCGCGGAAGAUUAAAUUUAUCGCUUAUAUUUAUGUUUUUAAGAAUUUCAGCACUUUACGACAUUAAAUUCCGUAGUAUUUCUUCUAAGUUGUGUUGUAUGGAUUUUUUUUUUAAUGGAUUUAUAUUUUGCUGAAUUUUUUUUUGCCGUACCCGUUUUUUGAAAAAAAAAAAAUUGCCGUAUCACGUCCCUGUAUCCGUACCCGUUUUUGUCCCCGUAUCCGUAUUAGUGCAACCUAGGCUGCUAGAAC
Molecule: messenger RNA, 1419 nt
Organism: Chenopodium quinoa (quinoa)
Lineage: Eukaryota; Viridiplantae; Streptophyta; Magnoliopsida; Caryophyllales; Amaranthaceae
Exons: 2
Coding region: 565-1029 (154 amino acids)
Source: RefSeq, a predicted model, not a curated record